Symbiodinium sp. CCMP2456 is the source of this 423-nucleotide messenger RNA. The record is from the annotation of a GenBank genome assembly. Lineage: Eukaryota; Dinophyceae; Suessiales; Symbiodiniaceae.
AUGGCUGUCCUUCGUGUGGCCUGCGCACUGCUGCUCCUUUUCUACUUCGAGAAUGCUUGCGCCAUCAGAGGGGGCGAUGUCUCGGAAGUGACAUGCAAGGAGAAGUUUGCCGUCGCCGCCGCGAAACAACACUUCAUGAGCGAGGUGGCGAAGAUGCCAGCUACCACCAAAGCCGUGUGCAACUGGGCCGCGAAGGGACAAGAUCCAGCUGCCAGGGAGGAGGCGCUGACCUACAUGCGCGACGAGCUACAGUCACAGAAGGUGACCGGGUGCACCCAAGAGAUGUUGGAGAAAGGCUUGGACGGGUAUUGUGCCUGCGUGAAGCCCAUGAAGACAGGCUUGGAAGAGUAUUGUGCCUGUUCGAAGCGCGUGGAGAAAGGCUCGAAAGAGCAAUGUGCAUUUGUGGAACCCUCUGUGAAGUGA